Molecule: messenger RNA, 2007 nt
Organism: Linum trigynum
Lineage: Eukaryota; Viridiplantae; Streptophyta; Magnoliopsida; Malpighiales; Linaceae
Source: the annotation of a GenBank genome assembly
AUGAUAGAAGCUCUGUCCUCUCUCCUCGGAGGUUGGACGCAGGUCGUCCUUCUUCCUCUUGGCCGAUUCUGCCGAUCAGCAGGUCAGAUCCUUCUUAUCUUCUUGGCCGCGGUUCUGGAGGCCUCCCUGAACAACCAGCAUUCCUCGGAAAUUCGAGGAAACCAAAGUGCCAAUGGUGGUAACCUCAAAGAGGCCACCGCUUCAAAAUUGAUCUUUCGUCUGACGCGGCAGGGCGACGAGGCGCGCUGUAGCCCGGGCACUAACAACAGAAGCCGGAAGCGCAAAUUAGUCUCUCCCCUGACCUUUGUCUGUAGUACGAAUGGCCGCUUGCCCAAGAGGGGACGUCUCGCAGAUCGUCCGGGAUGGCGGUUUCGCCUUCCUACUCCGGUUGAACUGGAGGUUGAAGAGGAAGUGUUGAGGAAACCCAGCAAGGAAAAUGAGGAUGUUGGCCCCAGUAAUGUAUCGGAGCCUAAAACCCGUAUUGAGGUGAGGGCGUCCACCCAACAGCCGGCAGGGUGCUGCGGCCCGGCGGUUGUCGUGAUCGGCAAAUCUGAUCAGGGGGUUUUACACCAAUACCUGAUUAUAGAAGUUACUGUGGCAGAGACGAGAUGUCCCGCUCAGAUUAUUGACAGUGUUGGCCACUGUAGUGCGACGGUUCCUAAACCUCAAAAUUAUGUGGGAUCGUCCACAAAGAAGCCUGGAAGUGUGUUGGCCGGCAAAAUUACCCUAGUCCGGCCGACGAGCUUGUUUAUGUCGAAUCCGGUCGGCAGCGGCCGGCCGGUGAGGGUAACUGCUUUGGGGGUUUUUAACCAACCCCGGAUCCCUCGGAGAGGGGCUGAUUAUCACGAUUCUCAGCGUAUCCCCCGGAGUUGGGAUCUUUUUCAAAAAUUAUUUCUCGAUAAGGAUGGCUUCAAAGACCCACCCCCGGUAGGACUCCCCAAACCGUUGAAUCAACGCGGUUCUCCAGCCUAUUUAAAUUGUGACCCUGUUCCAGCUCCCAUUAUUCGCAUUACUGAUUGUGGGGGAUCUCUGGAGGUUCACUUAAGCUUGGCGACUCAGCUCCCUAAGCACCUACCUGGUACGUGGGUCUCCUCUUCCCUCAAAGCCUCGUUCGAGAUUAAUAGGGAAUUCUUCCCGCUUUAUCACUUUGCACCCCCGAUUCCCACCUCCCUGUCUUCCCCUGUUUGCUCCCUUUCUGAUAGUUUGUUGGCCCUGCAGCUCUCCACCAUGGUUCAUGCUGCUAGUGAUCAAGUUGUGGCCUUCUCGCUUGAGGAGGUUCAGUCCGACCGAACCCGUUGUGCCAAAACGCUCCUGGGCCGCCUGUUCACUGAUCACAACACAACCCUCACGGAGCUGCGGGACUCGAUCAACACUCCAUGGCAAGCUCGGGGUCGUGUUAUUGUUCGUUUGGCUGCUCACGGACUAUUUGAGUUCGUGUUCCCAAACCAAACGGCUCGGAAUUGGGUUCUCCAAAGGACCCCGUGGGUGGUGGAUGAUAAAGUGCUUCAUCUAUGUGCUUGGACCCCGUCCAUCACGAGGCGGACUUUCGACGAGCUAGCUUUUGUCCCGUUCCGAGUUCAGCUGUGGGACGUUCAGGACGAUUGCUGCACGCAGCAGUUCGGGCGUAAAGUUGCGGCCGCCACGCUAGGGAGGGUCCUGGAAACUGGAGUCUUUUUGUGCACGGAUUCGAGGAGAAAGUUUGUUAAGGUGAAGGCUGUUUUGGAUUUCUCCAAACCUCUUCGUUCCCAGGUGCUGGCCUCAAAUGAGGAGAUCGGGGAGUUCUGGAUUCGCUUUAAAUACGAAUUCCUCCCAACUUUGUGCUAUCAUUGUGGCCGCCUUGGGCAUUCUCGACCGGAUUGCUCUUUUGAUCCGCCUUCGAGGACAGAGCGCUUUGGUAACCACAUGACAACAAAGAAAAUGGGGAAAAAGCUGCGUGAAGAUGGGGAAGAUGAUCAGUUUUUCCCCCAUCAGCCAGCAUCGGUUUGGAAACAAGGUUGUGAGGGAUAA